UAUACUUCGAGGUGCAAACCCAACGCGAAUUCGAAAGACCGCCAGUCAGUGUCCGCGCGCCGGCCAACUAUGUUCAUAUAUAUCAAUUGAACUACAAGUACACUUUAAGACCCUUAUGGUGUAAUUGCAAUUGUGGUGGUCUUUUUAAAUUUAUUAUUAUUAUUAAUCCGUCGGAUUUCAUGGAGGUAAAGACCACACGCGAUGCCAAUCAAACUUUAUAACUUUUUACCAAUUAAUUUUUUUUUUUUUUGAGAAAGUAGUCAGUGCUCGUGAUGCAAAAGGAUUUAUUUUAGUUCUUUUUUUUAUUUUAUUAUUACUGAUAUGAGGAAUAAUAGUGAGUGGGAAUUAUAAAUCUUAUCUUAUCAAAAUAAAUACUGUGACUGCGUUUAUCAGGAAAAUUAACUUGAUAAAUAUUUCUUGAUAAUUAAAGAAAUUAUUGAGGAUUUGUGUGAUGAAUUAUGUCAAAACCACUUACUUAAUCAUCAAAGGAAAUAUUUAAGUGUAUCCGCCGGAUGAAAUAUGAAAAUAUUCGAGCUACGACAAAUGGAUUCGCCGAUGAAAAUAACAGCAAGAGAAUCCGAGUUUUUAGGAUUAAUUAAUACGAUAAAUUAUCGACAACAACGGACUAUUUGAGGAUAAAACAAAAAAUGUAGAAGAUAAUCCUCUUGGCGAGGAAAUAAAAAAAUUUUUGGGAGAAAAAAUCAGACGAAAAUGGGAGCAGCGAGGCUGGUUCUUGGUGGUGCAAUACUUGGUCUUUUUUGGGGUGGUAUACCGCAGACAAUUGGCUCGGAUGCUCUCGAUGGAAUCUGUGAAUCAUCCCCCUGUGUCUGUGAUCUUCACGGACGGCUCACCUGCGAUUGUGAGAAUAGACCCGAGGAGCUGUUCCUGAGAGCGGAAGGAGAGCACCGCCUGAGCCAGCACACCAGCCGAAUAAUAGUCAAAAACUGUCCAUCAGUGAUCUUAAUGAACUCAAGCUUGUCACUGAUGACCGGAUUGCGAUCAAUCGACUUUAUCAACAUAUCAAACCUAACUCUCUUCACAGAAUCCUUCGAACUCUCACCAAAAACCCUGCGAGUAAUAAUAUCAAUCCACUCUGCAAGCAUCGAGGUCCUGCCCAGCUUCGUCUUCCGAGGAGACAUCGAGGCGAUAAGUUUCGAGAGCGUAAACAUCAGCACAGUGAGCGCAUUUGCAUUCGCGAACCUCGCGGGUACCGAAAAGCUCAUCCUGGAAGACUGUCUGAUAGGAACAAUAGAGGAGCAAGCGUUCAAGAAGUUCGACGUGAACUUUUUACACAUAAUCGGCGGUUCCUUUGGGGAUCAAGUUCCAAGUCGGGCGAUGAACGACCUAGAAGUGUUCACGACUUUCCGGCUAGAUGGAGUUUACAUGGGGACCGUGCGAUCUGCAGCGUUUGUCAUAAAGAAACCAAAGACUGUUACGAUACAAAAUUGCAUUAUUGAGGGCCUGGAAGGCGAAGCUUUUGAUAUCAGCACACGCGGUCCAGUGCUGAUCAAAAACAACAACUUUAACAGCCUAUCCGCGGGAUCUUUUUUGGGGAUUGGGACGGAUACUGACGAUCGUUUGCCUCCAAUGGGUUCAAAAUUGCAGGAAAUAACUUUUACGAACAACACGCUGAAUGAUUUUGAAGAAGGCUCGGUUUUGUUCGACCGCGCGAGCUUUCGUCCUGUAAUCGACAACAUUCUGAUAAAUCGAACCUGCCAAUGUUCGUUGUUAAACGAGUGGAAGAACAACAUUCUAAACUACAGCAACGUUUACACGCGUUACUACUCCGGAAACUCGGUUAUCCAGAACAACAAUAACUUGCUGGAACCAAUUGAGGAGGGAACGUUUUACUGCUUGGACACCAACGGUGACAUUAGUGGUACCAAUAGUAUGAGUAUUAGUGGAUUUACCAGUAGUUUUCGUGAUUACGAGUUACGCAGGUGUACUAUCGGUAAUUCGACGAUGUUACUGUUAGUUGUAAUAACGAUACUUAUAUUUUUAUUAAUAGUUGGGAUAGUUCUGGUGGUUUGGUGUUGCAAAAGACACCGCGAUAAUGGACAAAAACAGUGGAUAAGUGUACCGACCAGUGCCCCAGACGUUGUUUCUAAAAAGAACGGGGUUAUUGGACGUGGUGGUGUUAAUGGUAGUGCUAGUGAUGGUAACAAUUCUAACAGAACACCUGUCGACUCGAGGAUAACUAUGGUUGUCCCGGAUGGAAGGCUCUAUCGUGAAACUGAGUUUCAUGUUAUUGUUGAGAAAGCUGAACCACUUACUACAGAAUUGUAACGAGAGCUUCCGCGCGCCUCAGGCUCUGGAUCGAGUAAUUAUCGCUGUCGAGGUGAUAAUUUUGGUGUUAAUACUCAGUUCAGGGCUGGGGAGCGCGAGUGUCGUGUUUACAAAUUGUAAAUUAUGGAUUAAUAUUUCUGUGAACGGUAUUUUAUUUUUAAUAAAUCAUUUUGAUGGUCUAAUUAGCAAUUUUUCUAACUCUUUAUUUUUUAGAAGGUGAU
Messenger RNA from Cotesia glomerata, 2507 nucleotides. RefSeq lists its product as uncharacterized. NCBI's taxonomy places the organism in Eukaryota, Metazoa, Arthropoda, Insecta, Hymenoptera, Braconidae. The record is from RefSeq and is a predicted model, not a curated record. The transcript is spliced from 3 exons. The coding region runs from base 712 to 2286 and encodes 524 amino acids.